Nematocida homosporus is the source of this 900-nucleotide messenger RNA. Its product is annotated as TBC1 domain family member 2. The coding region runs from base 1 to 900 and encodes 299 amino acids. Gene Ontology annotation, biological process: intracellular protein transport; activation of GTPase activity. NCBI's taxonomy places the organism in Eukaryota, Fungi, Microsporidia. Gene Ontology annotation, molecular function: GTPase activator activity. The transcript has a single exon. The record is from RefSeq and is a predicted model, not a curated record.
AUGGAACGAGAUAAGCGGGUUGGUGGUGUACAAAACAUUAGAGAAUUACGGGAGGCUGCUUGGUUUGGCUUGGGGGCUGGUGAAAGAAGUGCAUCUUGGCUGAUUCUAUUGGAUGUCUUAGGAGCAGAUAGAGAUAAUUGGGAGGAACAGAUGAAAAGUAGACGAGUGAUUUAUAAUGGACUAGUACAGGGAUUAGAUAAACCAAGUGUAUCGCCUGAUAUUCUAUCGCCUUCUUUACUGCCACAAAAGAUAGUCAAACAGAUAGAGAAAGAUAUGGUGCGAAUGGAGUCGGUCUUAGGAGAAACCUUGCGAGAACGGUGUUUGCGAGCUAUGCGGAUCUUUUCACGUAAGCAUCCAGUUAUUGGGUAUGUUCAAGGAAUGGGUGAGAUAUUUAAAGUGUUUUAUGAGGUACAUGCGGCUGAAUACUCAGCCAUAGAUGCCGAAAUGCUAGCUUACUUUUGUUUUGCCCGGAUAGUAGGACAGGCUUUAGAUUGUUUUGGAUCGGGACAGCUAGGGAUUGAACGAUCAAUUGAAGAGAUUGACGAAUUACUAGAGAAGUAUGCUCAACGUGUUAAAGAGGUUUUAGUGCGUAAAGGAGUUGAAGUGAAGUACUUUGCUUAUAAUUGGAUGUCUACUUUUAUGUUUCGGGAGUUUGCUGAUUAUAAGAAGGUAAUGGAUGCUCACUUUUCCUUGGGUGUGCCGGGUUUCUUACGGUUUAACAUUUCAUUUGCCACUUCGGUGGUUAUCUUUUUUAGGAAGGAGAUUGCCAGAGAUAGUUUUGAAGAUAUUCUGGGGUUGUUACAAAAUCUGAAUAGAUACAAAUGGGAGGCAGAUGUAUUAGAUAAGAUCUUAUCCAUGGCGUAUAUUCUCUAUUCCGAUGGCAGACUACAAUUGGAAUAG